AUGCCCCUCCGCCGCAAGAAGAAAUUCCACGAUCUCCACUCCGACCACGACAACGACUACGAUUCCAGGAGGUCUCACAAACGUCGCCGUGUCCACUCCCCUGCCCCACCUCGCCGCCGUCCCCGCUCCCUCCCCUUCCUCCUCCUCCUCCCCCUCGAACUCCGCUACCUCAUCUACGAGCACCUCUUCCCCACCCCACCCCACCAACAAAUCUACCUCUGCCUCGCCAAUGACCACCGCACCCCGCGCCGCACAGCCCACAGCCACCUCGGACCCUGCAACCCGCACGCGGGCCUGCACACCGCAGCGGCGCUCUCGAACACCUGUCGACAGCUCCGACGGGAAGUCCAGGAGCGAUUUUUCCUCCGCCAGAACUUCGUGCUGGGCGUGUGUAAUCUCAGCCCCACGCGAGGCCCCUCGCACCGUCGCGCGUGGUGUCUGUGCGCCCUUGUGCUGAGGCGGAUCAAUACCCUAUACAUUCGGUAUCCGUCGCUCGUCAUUCCGGACUUCACACUCAUAAAAUCCCAUGAUGGGAGGCAGGUGGUGCGGUUCACGGAGAGCGCGGAGAGGGAGGGGAAGGUGCUGGGGCGGUUUGUGGGGGUGGAGAGGCGGGCGGAGUAUGUGGCGAGACGGAGGUGGUGUAUGCGUGCGAUUUGGAGGAAUUUUGAGAGGAGGGAACGCAGGGUGGUGGGGUUUGGGUGGAGGGAGGUGGAGGAGGUGGAGGUGUUUUUGAAGGGGGUGCAGAGGGACUGGGACUGGAACUGGUGUCAGAGUAGUUCCGCUUCGGUUCCAACCGGUGACGUCCAACACGUACUCGCUGUCUUUGUCCGUGGGCACUGUGAAUGA
Zasmidium cellare ATCC 36951 is the source of this 846-nucleotide messenger RNA. RefSeq lists its product as uncharacterized. Bases 1 to 846 code for a protein of 281 amino acids. The record is from RefSeq and is a predicted model, not a curated record. Lineage: Eukaryota; Fungi; Ascomycota; Dothideomycetes; Mycosphaerellales; Mycosphaerellaceae. The transcript has 3 exons.